GUCGACGAGUGCCCCUGGACGCCGACGUCAGUGUCGCGGCCGUCGUCGCGGCCAUCCUCGCGGCCCUCGUCGCCGUGCGGGCCGCGCCGGUCCGGCUCCAUCAAGGCCGGCACCGGCAACCUGGCGUACCUGGCGUCGCGGCGCGGCUCGGGCGCCUCGCAAGUGGCGUCCGGGGCCACGUCGCCCGCCGCCUCCGUCGAGGACGUCGGGCCGCUGGCCUUCAGCGCCAACCCGCGGCAGCGGCAGCGGCGCACGUCCAACUUCCUCGAGCUGCCAGUCCCGGACCACAUCCGGCCGCGGGUCUGCUCGCUGCCGGAGAAGCCCUACAACCCCCGGUCGGGGGACGACCUCUACCGGCUGCGCACCUUCUCCAUCACCAACAAGGGUGGCGUCGUCAACUGCGGCGACUCCAUCAUCAACAGGCGCUCCCGCUCCAACACCAGCGUCAACUCGACGGCCAGCAGGGCGUCGGGGCUGAGUGGCGAGCGGUCGCCGUUCGAGGGCUCGUGCUGCGGCUCGUCCUACAACAACGUGUCCUCGGACACGGCCAGCCAGGAGGAGCAGAUCAACAAGUUCCGCGUCGUGCUGCUGGGCGAGUCGGGCGUGGGCAAGACGGCGCUCGUGUCGCAGUUCAUGACCUCCGAGUACAUCCACACGUACGACGCCUCAUUGGACGACGAGUUCGGGGAGAAGUCGGUGUCCGUGUCCAUGGAGGACGAGGAGUCCGAGAUGGUGUUCAUCGACCACCCGGCGUGCGAGAUGUCGGUGGAGAACUCGCUGUCCACCUACGAGCCGCACGCGUGCGUCGUGGUCUACAGCAUCACGGGCAAGGAGUCGUUCCGGACGGCCGAGGACAUCCUCAACUACCUGUGGCGCGAGCGCUACACGCAGGAGAAGAGCGUCAUCCUGGUGGCCAACAAGGUGGACCUCGCCCGCUCCAGGGUCAUCUCUACCAACGACGGCAAGGCGCUGGCCGCCUCCCGGGACUGCAAGUACAUCGAGACCUCGUCCGGCAUCCAGCACAACGUGGACGAGCUGCUGGUGGGCGUGCUGAAGCAGAUCCGGCUGCGGGCGACGCGCGACCGGAAGCGCCAGCGCCGCGGCUCGGCGUCCAGCCGGCUGCACGGCUCGCGCACCUCCCUCUCGCUCAACAUCGCGCGCGAGAUCCUGCACAAGAUCUGCCUCAACGACUCCAAGUCCAAGUCGUGCGAGAACCUGCACGUGCUUUGAGAUUCACCGCCCGGCGGAGGCGGCGGCCUCGUCGGCGGGGGCCUCGGCGACCUCCAGGACGUCCCCGAGGACGCCUCCGUCGAGGUGUUCGUCUGACUACGGCCCCGGGCCGGGGGGCUGCUGCACGGCCUGCUCGGGGGUGCGGAGGCCACCGAGGCCACCUGGGUGUGAACCACCACCGCCCCCCGGCCGCCCCCGGCCCGGCGCCGCCCCGCCUCCACGGCCCCUCAGGUGCCCUGGAGUCCCUGGAGUCCCUGGAGCCCGACAGCAGGACGCACGCGCCAAGGCUCACACGUGGACGAGGAUGAGAACAGUGUUUCUGCCACCUGAGGAGCACGUGUGAUUCGAUUAUCUCGACAUUCAUCCAAACGGAAUAGUUGUACAAAGUCUUAUCAUAACUAUUUUUUCUUGAAAAAAUUAAGGAAGAGGGGGAUAUUAUUAUCCUUCGCUCUCCACUGACUUUAGGACGAUAAAAAAUAUAAAUCUCUGUGUGAUAAUGGUGGCUGUCGCUGUCAAUCUUUGAAUGCUUUGUAAAUAGUUUAUUUAAUAGGCCUGUUUCUUGCUGUGGACUGUACUGCCAGAACCGGUAUGACGACAUGACUUUUUCUGACUGAUGGACUUGUGUGUAACUUAUGUGUAAAUAUUAUGUUCCUUGUUAGUAAGAGUGUUUCUGUACAUUUUAAUUUUGGGGUUGUGGCAGCUGGUUAAAUGUCUCUAAAUUCAAAGGAAAUGUGCCUUGUCUUGUCGCUUUAAUAGUCAUUCAUGCGGGGAGCUUGUUUUCUCGAUGCGUAUUUUGUGGCUGCGUCAGAUGUACACUGCAAUCCCGUGAGUGAGGUUUCGAGGUCGAUAUGAGUGGGACAAUUCUGCCUCGUCAUUUGAGUCAUAUGCGCCUAAUUCUCAAUCCAAGGGAGUGAGACUUCCCUGUCCUCGCCCAAUUGUAGUGAGGAACCUCAAUCUCAUUGGGUGAGGACUGUAAAUUCACUCGUAAAACAAGUGUGCAUAAUUUGCACGCACACCGUAUGCAAGUUGUUAUUUUUCACAUUAAAUGGUGUGUUACUCGAGUUGCACACUUGCGUGGUGUGCAAAUUUUAGACGUUUUAAACGUUUAAAUUCUGCACACUUGGACACACACACGCACACAGUUCUAUGCUAUCAAUAGGAACCAUAUUAUACGGUGUGCAGCUGCUAUACUUUUUGGAAGUGUCGAAAGAUUAAACACCAAUUGACGUAUGACAUAGUUAGACACAAUAAUGUGUCUAGAAAAUGCACACUUGAACAUUAAAUUGAAGUGCAAAAUUAAACGCCUGUUUUACCAGUGUUCUGACUCCAAAUAGAGUGAGAAAUAUCAUCUUCCUCUGAGGAAAGCGGAGUGUUUCUGAUCUAGCCUUCUGGAGAGUGCGAGAUCUUGCUCUAGAAUUUACAGUGUACUUAUUGGAAUACACAGAGAAGGAUCAGGGUCAGGUUGAAAUGAUGUAUAAUGUAUAUAUUUCCAAGUGUGCAAAUAUAUCUGCCACAUUUGUUGUAAGUUGUAUUAUGUAAUGUAAGUUAAAAAUGAAUAAGUUCAUGUAUCUCGUCAAACGAAGUGGUGAUACCGUAAUCUUAGUAGCUUCUCUGAAGGCUAGCGCUCUCACUAUUUUUGUGACUUUGUAGUAAUUCACUGAGUUUCUUUGCUACUCCGUUGUCUUCCUCUUUUCGCUGAAUGCAGACUAGGGAAAGGGGUUUGCGCUUACGGAGCUCGUAAGUAGAGAAAAGAAACUCUCUGCCACUAUACUUUCCUAUCCGACUGAUUUUUAUUUUCUA
Molecule: messenger RNA, 3030 nt
Organism: Frankliniella occidentalis (western flower thrips)
Lineage: Eukaryota; Metazoa; Arthropoda; Insecta; Thysanoptera; Thripidae
Product: GTP-binding protein REM 1-like
Exons: 6
Cellular component (GO): plasma membrane
Molecular function (GO): calcium channel regulator activity; GTPase activity; GTP binding
Source: RefSeq, a predicted model, not a curated record